CUCAUGUGCCCAUGAGCACAGUUGCAGCCUCCUGGAGGAGAUGCCAUGACCUUCACCUUCACAGCCCUGCUCUGUCUGGGACUGACUCUGGGCCUCAGGACACCAGUGCUGGCCGGGGCCCUAGCUAAGCCUAUCCUCACAGUUCAGCCAGACUCUGUGGUAUACAAACAAACUACAGUGACCUUCUUUUGUGAGGGGACCACAGGAGCUAAACAGUACAUACUCUAUAAAGAGAGAUCCCAGUAUCUACGGAGCACAGAGAUUCCACAGAGGCCUAAGAACAAGGCAGAAUUCUCAAUCCCAAAAAUAGACCACAAUCAAGCAGGUCGAUAUCAAUGUUGCUAUCAGACUCAAGAUGGAUGGUCAGAGUUCAGUGACUCCCUGGAGCUGGUGGUGACAGGAGUACACAGCAAACCCAGCCUGUCAGCCAAGCCCAGCCCUGUGGUGACUGAGGGAGGACAUGUAACCCUCCAGUGUGUCUCAAAACAACGAUACCACAGGUUCAUUCUGACUGGGAAAGGAACACGGAAUAUCUCACAAAUGCUGCAUUCAAAGUAUAACUUCUCUAAUCAGCACUACAAGGCCCUGUACUCUGUGGGCCCUGUGACCUCCAGACAAAGGUGGACAUUCCAAUGCUACAGCAAUUACGAGAGAAGCCCAUUGGUGUGGUCAGAGCCUAGUGACCCUCUGGAGCUCCUGUUCUCAGGGACCCUCCACAAACCCACCAUCAAGGCUGAGCCAGCCUCUGUGGUCACAUCAGGAAGUCACAUGACAAUCUGGUGUCAAGGGACUCUGGAUGCAGAAAUAUGUGUUCUGCAUAAAGAGGGAAGCCAAAAACCCUGGGGCACACAGACCCGAGAGAAGCCUGAAAAUAAGGCCAAGUUCUCCAUCCCUUCUGUGACCCAGCAACAUGGGGGACAAUAUCGCUGUUACUGUUACAGCUCAGCAGGCUGGUCAGAGCGCAGUGACAACAUGGAACUGGUGGUGACAGGAAUCUACCACAACAAACCCAGCCUGUCAGUCCUGCCCAGCCCUGUGGUGGCUUUAGGAGAGAACAUGACCCUCCAGUGUGUCUCCAAGGAGGGAUAUGAUAAACUUGUUCUCACCAAGGAUGACCAGAAGUUCCUCAGCUCUAUGAACUCACAGUUCAUACACAGUAUUAUACAGUACCAAGCCUUGUUCUCUAUAGAUCAUGUAACAUCAGACCACAGAGGGACAUUCAGAUGUUAUGGUUACUACAACCAAACUCCACAUUUGUGGUCAGUACCCAGUGAAACCCUGGAAACACACAUCUCAGGCCUGUCCAAGAAGCCCUCCUUGCUGAGUCACCAAGGCCAGAUCCUGGACCCUGGGAAGAGCCUCACCCUGCAGUGUUGCUCUGAUAUCAACUAUGACAGAUUUGCUCUAUACAAGUUAGAAGGAGGUAACUUUACCCAGCAUCGUGUCCAGUGGACCCAGAGUGGCCUCUCCUUGGCCAACUUCACACUGGGCCCUGUGAGAAGCUCUACUGGAGGCCAAUACAGAUGCUAUGGUGCACACAACCUCUCCUCUGAGUGGUCAGCCUCCAGUGACCCCAUGGACAUCCUUAUCAUAGGACUGGAAGGGUACCUGAAGGCUCUGGUCGGAGUCUCUAUGGCCUUCCUCCUGCUCCUCUUCAUCCUCAUCUUCCUCCUUCUCCGACGAAGGCAUCAGGAAAAAUUCAGGAAGGAUGCCCAGAAAGAUAUGGAAUUGCAACUUCCUACAGGAGCUUCAGAGCCAAUAACCAGAGACAGAGGCUCCCAGAAUAGAUCCAAUCCAGCUGCUGCCACCCAUGAAGAAAGCCUUUACACUUCAGCAGAGGACACACAGCCUGAGGAUGGUGCCAAGCUGGAUAGUUGGAGACCAGCUGAGGAAGACCCCCAGGGAGAGACAUAUGCCCAGGUGAAAGGCUCCAGGGUCAGCAGGACAGGAGCUGUCCUACCUUCUGUCAUGUCAGGAGAAGUCCUGGACACAAAAGAUGGACAAGCAGAAGAUGACAGAGAGAUGGACAGUCAGGCUGCUGAAUCCGAGGAAGCCCCGGAUGUGACCUAUGCCCAGCUGUGCACCAGGUCACUCAGACAGGGGACAGCUGCACCUCCUCCCUCCCAGGCAGAGGAAGCCCCAGAGGAGUCCACUGUAUAUGCUGCUCUGGCAGUCACUCAACAUGGCUCUGUUCCCAGUAACAAGGAGCAAUGACCCUCUGCCUGCUGGGAGACUGAACAGAGAUCUCCAAGGGAUUCUGUGAACUUUUGAGAACCUUAUUGCAUUUUAACUAACAUCAUACAUUUUGGAAAUA
Molecule: messenger RNA, 2314 nt
Organism: Peromyscus maniculatus bairdii (prairie deer mouse)
Lineage: Eukaryota; Metazoa; Chordata; Mammalia; Rodentia; Cricetidae
Source: RefSeq, a predicted model, not a curated record